Molecule: messenger RNA, 951 nt
Organism: Notechis scutatus (mainland tiger snake)
Lineage: Eukaryota; Metazoa; Chordata; Lepidosauria; Squamata; Elapidae
Gene: OR13G1
Product: olfactory receptor family 13 subfamily G member 1
Biological process (GO): G protein-coupled receptor signaling pathway
Cellular component (GO): membrane
Molecular function (GO): olfactory receptor activity; G protein-coupled receptor activity
Source: RefSeq, a predicted model, not a curated record
AUGGAGAACUCUUCCACUGUUACAAAAUUCAUCUUGAUAGGUUUUUCGAGUUCCGUUGAAAAGCAAAUGGUCAUCUUUUGGACUUUUCUUCUCAUCUAUGGAGUGGCUCUGGUAGGAAACUUUCUAAUCAUCCUUGCCAUCAGUGUCUGCAGGAAACUUCACACACCCAUGUACUUUUUGUUAAUCAAUUUGUCUUUUAUAAAUGUAAGUUCAAUUUCUAUAAUAGUUCCCAAAUUACUGCAAAUUCUUUUAACCCAGAGAAAGACUAUUGUAUUUCCUGGCUGCAUUGCACAGGUAUUUCUCUUUACUUUGACUUUAGGAACAGAGCUCCUGCUUCUUGCAUUUAUGGCUUUUGAUCGCUAUGCUGCUAUUUGCCAACCUCUGCAAUAUACAGUAAUCAUGAGGAAGGAGGUUUGCUUUGGGACAAUGUCUGGGCUAUGGCUGAUAGGUAUAAUAAAUUCCUCAAUUCAGACAGGACUUGUAUUAAGACUUUCCUUCUGUGAUUCCAACAUCAUCAAUCACUUCUUCUGUUAUCUACCACCAAUGUUCAAGAUCUCUUGUUCAGACACAAGCCUGAAUGAAAUCAUGGUUUUUGCAGCUUCCAUUGUUAUUGCUAUAGGCAGCUGUACCCUGACCUUCUUAUCGUAUUGGUUUAUACUGAGGAGCAUCUUCAGAAUCCGUUCCACAGAAGGAAAGAAGAAGGCCUUCUCCACAUGCUCUUCCCAUCUCUUGGUUGUUAGCUUUUACUAUUCCACCAUUAUCUAUACAUUCCUCCGUCCUGCUUCAAUGUACUCUUUAGAGGAAGACAAGGUGAUUGCUAUUAUUUAUUCUGUUGUCACUCCAGUCCUCAAUCCCCUUAUAUACUCUCUGAGAAACACUGAUGUUAAGCAAGCUCUCAGAAAAUUAAGUAUGAAAUAUACAAUGGCAAUCAAUAUUCUACUGUGCUUGUGA